CGGACUCCAUUUCCAGACAGCAAGGAGGGAAGAGACGUUAGCAACCGGCAAGAGCGCCUUAACUACGACAGAGCCUCUCCCCGGGAGAAACCCGCCUUGUGACGCGUCCCAAACCCCGAAAACACCGCGCCGAGACAAGAGAAAUACCUUCUUAACCGUCGCCGCUUCGGUUUUGCAAGAGUUUAUAUUGAAAAAAAAAACACAAACACAAAAUGGAGCCCGAAAGCAAGUACCUGCCAGAGCUGCUGGCGGAGAAGGACAGCUUGGACUCGUCUUUCACUCACGCCAUGAAGCUCAUAUCCGCGGAAAUUGACAGGAUUCAAAAAGGGGAGCCAAAGAAAGACGAAGAAGACUCCUAUCUGGACCUUUUUGCACACAAGAACCUCAAACUGAAAGAGAGGGUCCUUAUUCCAGUAAAACUAUACCCAAAGUUUAACUUUGUGGGAAAAAUUCUGGGACCCCAAGGAAAUACAAUCAAGAGACUUCAGGAAGAAACUGGAGCCAAGAUUUCGGUUCUUGGGAAAGGAUCAAUGAGGGACAAAGCAAAGGAGGAAGGUCUACGAAAAGGUGGCGAACCAAAGUACGCCCAUCUGAGCAUGGAGCUGCACGUAUUUCUGGAAGUUUUUGCUCCAGCACCUGAAGCCUAUUCACGCAUGGCUCAUGCGAUGGAGGAGGUGAAGAAGUUCUUGAUUCCUCAGGAAAUGAUGGACGAUAUCUGCCAGGAGCAGUUCAUGGAGAUGGGCUACCUGAAUGGAGGGCAGGAGCCUGGCUCUCGAGGGAGAGGAGGGCCCCCUGGGAGAGGUCGCGGAGCUCCACCCCUACAAGCAGCUGGUGGCAGGGGGCGUGGCAUGCCACCACGUGGAGGUGCCCCGCGAGGUGGUCCGCCCAGGGGCGGCUCUGUUAGAGGAGGGCCCUCUGGUCGUGGGGGACCCCCAGCCCAAUCUGCCAGAGGAGGGGCCCCAGCAUCCCGAGCUAGGCCUCCUGCCCCUGGUGUGCAGAGAAUGUCUGCUCCUCACCCACCUGCUCCAGAGCCCUACGAAGAAUACGCAUAUGAAGAUAGCUAUGCAGAACCAAGUUAUGAAACCUAUGAGAAUUAUUACACCCAACCCCAGGCGGAUACAGAGUAUUAUGACUACGGGCACGGAGAGGCCCAGGAUGCUUAUGAACCAUAUGGUCAGGAUGACUGGAAUGGAACAAGAGCAUCCAUGAAGGCACCCCCAACCAGGCCAGUGAAGGGUGCUUACAGAGAGCAUCCCUAUGGUCGAUACUGAAAGGGGAAAUGAAAAAGACCAGCAAUUUGAAUAAGCACAUUGCUCACUGAUUUCUUCUGUCUCCCGUGGCCACUGUCGCUUUACCUACAGACAAAAGUAAUUGUCCAUUUGUUUUCUACUCUGGACUUUAAACAUAAGAGAAAGAAACUGCUUAUGUACGCAUUGGAACGUAUUCAAACAAUCUUAGCAGUUAAGCAACACACGGCUAAACUUUUGUUCAAGUUUUUUUUUUUUUCAUUUAAACACCUUGACAGUUUUGUUUAAGUACCCUUUUUAAAAAAAAUAAAAUAAAAUGCUUGAAUGAAGAAAUCUAGAUUGAUAAAAUGAAUUAUUUGCUUAAGACUGUGUAGUUUAACAUCCUGGAAGUUUGAAGGUUUUUUUUUCUAGAUUAUUUUAUUUUGUUUUGCUUUUUAAAUGAAUCCGUGCUUUAAAAUUGCAGUUGCAGAUUCCCAUUUAGGCUACAUUUCAAAAUUCUCUAAUUAAAAAAAAAAAAAGUGAAAUAUAUGUACAAAAACAUAACCCUCAAACUAAUCCUUUUCUACUUUAAGUGAAGUAUAUAAUACAGGCAAAAUCUUUAAUUUUCCAGCCAGUGCUGUCCUAAAGAACUUCAUUUUAAAUAGUUUCUUAAAAGGUGUUCAUUUAAAGUUUAGGAAUCCUAUCUUUUUGGAUUAAGAGUUUUGAAAUAUAGUCCCAGUAGACCCUGUUGCGAUGUCCUGACUGCUGAGAAAUUGUUCCCUCGAUACUUGAACAAGUUAAAGUAACAGUUCACUGCUAAUGGUAAAUCUUCACGCGGCUAUGCAGAUGUAAAGUACUGGUUUUGGCGAGAGGUGGAUUAAAAAGCACACACGUGAAAUACCUGAAUUUGCAUUAGUCUGAAGGAUUGACACAUCCCCACAGGGUCUACAGAUGCUUACAAAGAAGGGACACUGCAGCUAAACCCCGAAACUGUAUAUACUUUAAACUUCAAAUAAGAACUGUAUUUUGCCAUUUAAAGUUGUACCUUCUCCAUAAAAUGCAUAAUGCUCCUUGUGUAAGCUUGGCUAAAUAGGUAACUAAAUCUGUCCAAAAAUGUUUUUGCAGCAGUUUGUCAAUAAAGUUUAGUCUUUUUUUUAUCAAACUA
Messenger RNA from Polyodon spathula (Mississippi paddlefish), 2391 nucleotides. RefSeq names its product KH domain containing, RNA binding, signal transduction associated 1b (gene khdrbs1b). The coding region runs from base 213 to 1271 and encodes 352 amino acids. Gene Ontology annotation, biological process: regulation of alternative mRNA splicing, via spliceosome. The transcript has 9 exons. Gene Ontology annotation, molecular function: mRNA binding; poly(A) binding. Lineage: Eukaryota; Metazoa; Chordata; Actinopteri; Acipenseriformes; Polyodontidae. Gene Ontology annotation, cellular component: nucleus. The record is from RefSeq and is a predicted model, not a curated record.